Messenger RNA from Aedes aegypti (yellow fever mosquito), 2424 nucleotides. RefSeq lists its product as uncharacterized. The transcript has 10 exons. The record is from RefSeq and is a predicted model, not a curated record. Bases 1060 to 2337 code for a protein of 425 amino acids. Lineage: Eukaryota; Metazoa; Arthropoda; Insecta; Diptera; Culicidae.
CUCAGAAUCAGAAAAAAACGUAAAUAAUUUAAAUUUCACGCUUUUUUGUCUUUCGUAUUGUUUAUACUUGACUAUGUUUAAGAAGUAUACUUGCUUCCCCUAAAAAGUUAAUCUAAGAUCGAUUUCAGCUAUACUAUUUUUUCCGUGUUUAGCUGACGAUGUCAGUUUGCUACAAUCACCAAGUCAACAAACGCGUUCGGAAAUUUGCUCUUGGUCGGAUGUGAUUUUGUAGGCGAAAUUGCUUAAAAAGAAAGUGUUUUUCGCGAAAUAAAUCAAGUUUACAGUUUUUCCGAAAGUGAGAAGUGUCUUUUGAGAGCCGUGGCACCCGAUUUCCUCCAAAUAUCAAGUGUCAUCCGUCGCGCCAUUGUGGAAUGUCCGGACCUCUGCUCCUGACAUAACCCUGAAAAGUUUCCGGUGGUUUCAGUGUCCUAACCGGAACGCCCCAGACGCCGUCCACUUCUGAUUGCUGCACAGCAAGAAAGUGAGGGAAUCCGACAUCUGCAAAUCCAAGCACUCGCGGGCCGCCGUUGGUCAUCACUUGGUCCGUUUUUCAACCGGCGUUAACGUGCCGCUGCUCAACUACCGUAGAGUGUGCUGAGUUACUUUUGGUUUUCACUGGACAAUGCUUCCCCGGACCGCCCCAGACGCCGAACCAAUGUGAACCGGAACACCCCGGACCCCGAACCAAUUUUAACCGUGCCGCCCCGGACCCCGAACUAAUUUGCACUGGAACGUCGCGGACCCCGAACCAACUUGAACCGGACCGCCUCAAAACGUCAACUGCCUCUUGAUUGCUGUACAGUUCUUUCAGCAUGGACAGGUUGCCACAAGAACUUGGUCCGGAGGUCGCAGCGCAGUUAGCUGGCAAUGCUAUAUAACAAAAAAUAACUUGAAGGACGGAAACAUUGGAGCGGUAUUCGAGCAAAGAACUGAAGCAUCACAUUCAAAAGAUUUGGAAAAAAUAAAAAAUCGUCAAAUUGAAUCAGCACAACCUCAAGGGCAAGGCAGACAACAUUCUACAGCGCAGAUAACGAUAUAACUACCAUAGAGACGUUUCUGAUGUUGUCUCAAGAAAUGGUCAUGUCAACACUACAAAUGAAACUCGGUUCGUGGCUGAGAAUUCAGAAGCUUCAACAAAACUUUCGCGACUCUGAAACACUUCCAGGGACUUCAACAGCAUCAAUCGGCCACGAUAAUACGAACCAAUUGGAUGCAUCAAUUAACAAGGAUACGAUAAUUAAUGUGUUGGAGUUGAGUAGCCAGUGUCAGAAGCUAUUAAGAGGAAAAUUGGCUGAAGGAGUAGCCCUAUUGAAGAAGGAAAAACAUCUUAUCAAUCGAACACUUUGCGACCAUUUCUUCGCGAAUGAAGUUAAUGCCGGGAGAACAAUCACAUCAGAGGUGAAGAAGAAGCUUGCUCAGUCAAUUAUCGAAGCUUUUGAUUGCCUUGCAUCUGAAUCUGACGACAAACCAGCAGAGGCCGAGUUUUUCUGGGAGCAUAACGGAGAAGCUACAGGAGAGCACACUGGUUUCAUUCAUUUUUGGAUACGGAACAGGCAACCACAAGCUCCAUCAACUGUGAGAAGAAAGCGUAAAAGUGCUUCCAGCUUCACUCGUGACGAAUCUGAUGCAAUGGACGAACUUUUGGAACUGGACGAGACUGCCGAUUAUUCAAUCGUCGAACAACUCAUGCAAACAACAUUCCAGUACCGAGAAGGACUUCGCAACCGGAACACAUCAUGUACAGAGAUUCUGAAUCAAUUUCCUUAUUUCCUGUAUUAUGAUGGAAAAUUGAUUCAUAACGAAUUUGAAGCGAUGUUCCCGGACAAACAAGCCUCCCAACAGUUCUCAACCGUCGUUCCUCUAUGCCUCAUGUUAAACCACUUCUAUAAUGAAAUUGCUUGUGUCGGUAUACAGGCGCUCCUGAAAAUAAUGGCGGAGCUGACACACCAGGGCAACGUCCGAAAAUCAGAUCCUUCAAACUUACCGCCUUUGGAGGAUUAUGCUUCAGUGUUCGUUAAAUGGAGGCAAGAAUCACCAAACGAGGAAAUGGAAGUGUCAGAAGUUCCCUUCGUUUAUUGCGAUGCGCUACCUUUCGCUGAAGGAACAUAUUUCGUGGUCAUGGAGAAAGGAGCAAUCGAUUGUGGGGAAGACUUUUUCUUAGCGUUGGAUUUGCUUCUAAAGGCGUAUAAAGUGCUGAAUAUCAAUAUUCCCAGUAAAGCUAAGAAGACAAUUGACUUUUUCAAUGUUUUUGUAUAUAAAAUCAUCAAACGCAGCCGAGUAACACGAGUUAACGACCUCUGUGCUCAUUUGUCCAAGGCUGCCAAUGCACUUCCAUAAUAUGUGAAAUUGGAAGAAAUAUUUGAAAGAAGUUAUCAAUGAACAACUAUUGAAUUGAAGUUAUCAAUAAAGAUCUAUUGAAUUGAA